Suillus paluster is the source of this 2730-nucleotide messenger RNA. RefSeq lists its product as uncharacterized. Bases 1 to 2730 code for a protein of 909 amino acids. The record is from RefSeq and is a predicted model, not a curated record. The transcript is spliced from 4 exons. NCBI's taxonomy places the organism in Eukaryota, Fungi, Basidiomycota, Agaricomycetes, Boletales, Suillaceae.
AUGAGUAACAAUCUCCGUGUCAUCGUCCGUGAUGGGCAGGUUUAUACCUCUCUCACCGCACACUCCCUUCCUGACGUCAUACCUCAUGAGCCUCCUUGGGAUCCUCACGAAGACUAUGAUAGUUCUCCUGACGAUAGUAAUACACCACUCACCACUCGCUGGGUGUACGGAACUUGUCCGUGGUUUCCCCUGGUACCUUUGAAUCCUAGCUUUGAUGGGCCAAUCUUUGGAUGCCUCAACCACUCCAGGUUUUCCCUCAUUACAGAGGUAGAUACAUCGGGAAGGCACAUUCUCCACCACGAUAUUCGGGCAAAAUGGGUCGAGUUAGAGCAGAAACUGCUCUGGUGCCAGGAACAUUUGGGUGCUGGAUUAUUGAUUCCAUGGGGGACUAAACUUCCACGCCCUCCGACUUCCUAUGGGUACCAACGGUGGCAUACAGAUGCUAACCUUGCUAAAAAGGUUGCAAUAAGGUCGCGCGAUGCAUUUCUAUUAAUUGCCGCCACCUGCUCGUGGUACAUCAUGACGCGUCGAUACCAAGGUGCCAAUCAGUGGACGGCUAUCUUAACGAGUAACCCCCAACAUCCCAUACCCGCUGAAUGGGUUCUUGAGUUGUCGCGCUCAUUCGUUGGAGAUCUGACGACAAAUGUGCCACGUACAGGAGCCUUGAUCUCUUCCAUUCACUGUCCUUGGCAAGUUCAAUUGCCCAUGUUUGAGAAAUUCUCGCUUCCAAUUUGGGUCCGCGUUUCUGGGGAUACUUCUGCCGCCGUUGAUUUUACCUUGCGUCAUUAUAUCCCGUCUCCGGCAGCUAUCACCCAUGUGACCGAGGAAGUCCAACGCAAGGAGACGCCUGACACUUGGGGUCAGCUGGACGAAAGUGCGUGGGGUCAACCAGACGAUAGUGCGUGGGGUCGACCAGAGGACAACACUCAGAGUGUCCUUAACUGGGACGAUAGCGCCCUUGGAUGGGGUGAGAACAGUGGGGCACAGCCCGUGUCUGAUGUUCCCGAGGCACAUGCGGACUCUCUGUUCCCGGUCUCCCAACCCCACUCUAGACAGAAGCGAGGAGAAGACUUCAAGGCAUUCUUUGCACGGCGCCGUCAGGAGAACAAGAGGAAAGAGGAGACGGAGACACCAGCUCAACGGCAGUCGCGUCAGAGCCGUGAGCGGGCAGCCAUGAACCACGGCAUUCCUGGCAAAUCCAGCACAGUUGUGGUGUUUGAAUGGCAACCUAAUGACGAGUUUGGCAGCUUUCAUCAACGCAUCCGUCUCACAAAGGCUGAGAUACCAAUGACUUGGAUGUCGUAUAGCAAGUCUACCAGGGUAUACGACUCGUUCCGUAAUGAGUGGGAUUUGUGCGAUGCAUUGGAUCUUACCAGCGUUCCCGAUGGCGAUUGGGAGGAAGAUGAUUUCCCGCCUGCGUCUGCUCCUUCUGAACCUACCCCUGCUCCCCCUGCCCCUGCCCCACCCUUGUCCAGUUUCUUGAAAGACAUCGAAGCCUACUUCGGUCAUUAUGAGGUUGCACCCUCAACGCAGUACACUCGUAGUGUUGAGCGAUUUGUCUCCAUUUUGCACUUUCAUCUCGGAUAUUGUCUUGCAGCAUCCACCACUACACCCCGAGGCAGAUCGACUACAUUCGAUGAUUGGACUCGCAAGACACAGUGGACUCACUUAACCAGACUCAUCGGCGACAACCCCACGGAUAUCACGUCAAUUCCAGACGCACAGAAGCAUGUCAUCACAUGUUUUAUAGGUUACCUCGUCACGCUCCCUCAAUCUCAGUUGUCAGACAUCCCGCCCGAUCUCUGGGAUCUAGGACCUGACUCGUCCCUGUCAGUCUCAAAUGCACACAUUCGAGUUUCCUAUGUGCAACAACCCAAGCAGCGGCUCUACAUCAUCGAGUCACUGUCGUCAAAUCUGGUGCCCUGGAAACUGGCGGUUCCCGACGCUAUCACGGCUGUGAUGUGCCUCCGGCGUGACUGGGGCUCGGAUAUCACCAAGAUCACGUAUAACCUCCUUGAAAAAGGAAUCGCUAUAAAGACGUUGCAGCCAAUCUCAGUUCCACCUGACGCUCGACGCCCACCUACGGAACUCCAUACAUACUCGCUCGGACACGUCUUCCCCCCCGAGGAUCGCAGACUCGCCCAUUUUAGGCCUGUUUUUGCUGACUACAUCGUGUACAAGCAGCACCGUCACGAGUUCAUGAACCAGCCUCGCGCAAGAGCGGCACUUCUUCAUGGUGGCCUCAUAUGGCGGCUGGCUUUACAUAGUCUUGGGUUCGAUGUUCUCCCCUCCGUUCUCGAUGGCAUUUCGCAGGAAGCGGUACCGUUUGGCCUCAUGCUGGACAUUAAUGGCCAGACUUAUUUCGAUGAUGAGCUGUCAGAAGAGGAGGUAGAUUUCAUGUGCGGGACGUAUUAUCUGCAUACCAACGACGGGAAUGUUGAAAUCGUCUCCUGGUGGCCCAGGCCCCAGGCCUGGGCUGCCUCAGGACUAAACGUGGGGUUCUGGUCCAGUCAAUGCGAAUUUUGGUUCCAGUCACGCCUGGACAACAUUCGACGGGGUGUUUCACGUGAGCGACAUACAUUCACUGAUGAUGCAAACGGUCCAAUGACUGGCUCGAAGUGGAAAGGCUCACUCAAAUUCAAUGCAGGCACCAACAAAAUGAUGAAAAACGUCGACGCGGCGUCUUGCAGUUUUCUUGCCACCAAAGCAAGUGCUUUUACAGAGAAUUAG